Messenger RNA from Exophiala oligosperma, 1370 nucleotides. RefSeq lists its product as uncharacterized. The coding region runs from base 363 to 1082 and encodes 239 amino acids. Lineage: Eukaryota; Fungi; Ascomycota; Eurotiomycetes; Chaetothyriales; Herpotrichiellaceae. The record is from RefSeq and is a predicted model, not a curated record. The transcript is spliced from 3 exons.
AAAAAAUCGCGCCUUUGUUGGUUUCAAGUAAAGCUUUACCAUUGAGAAUUCCCUGAAUCCAGACUUUUGCCAGCCUCAGCAAGCCACCUGUCGUUGUCACUCAAAAGGUGACCGAAUUCGACAGAACAGCUUCCUCUGUUCGUCCCUUGUCCCUAGAGCAGUUUUCCACCGUACUGUCCUCUGUUCCCAUCGUCGUCGCCAAAUUCUACUACGACGGUUUCAUAGCUCAGCAGAUCCUCCCGACCUAUCACAAAUUAUCCCGGCGAUACGUGAAUGAAAGCAAGAUCGUAUUCACAACAAUCAAACUCGACCACCAAGCUGAUUUCGCAAACUCAUAUGGCGUCGGGAGGAAGCCGACGUAUAUGAUAUUCAAAAACGCUCGAAGGAUAGCAACAAUCGUAGAUCCGAACCCAGAGAAACUCGAGGAAUUCCUGAACGGCCUCAAGGAAGAAUCGGAGAACAUGGACACGACAGAAGCGGGCAAUCCCAAGGUGGACGAGCCAUGGCAUGGAGCUGAACUGCCUCGAGGAUACGUGGACGUCACCGACCAGGUCAACUUUCUGGGUUUGGAACUGUUGAACUGGGACUCGUCGCACGGGAACGCGAGGAAACUGAUUAGCAAAGACAAGCCGUUGGGCACACCAGAGGCAAAGGUAGACUUUGUACAAAGCGACACGGACGAACAAUUGAUGCUUUACAUUCCAUUUAUGCGAAAUUUGAAAAUCCAUUCGAUUCACCUCACGUCCCUGCCGGACAACACUGACGACGACGACGAGUCCCCGAGCCGACCCAAGCUCGUCAAAUUCUACACCAACACACCUCACAUUCUCGGUUUCGACGAAGCGGACGGCGCACCCCCGACGCAGGAGGUGACCUUGACGGAAAAAGACUGGAAUCCCACAACCGGCACCGCCAAGAUAGAUUUGCGCAUCGUCAAGUUCCAAAACGUUUCCAGUAUGGUCAUGUUCAUAGUUGAAAGCGAAGGUGACAACGAGAAGGUCAGACUGGACCGGAUACGAAUCAUUGGCGAGACUGGAGAGAAGAGGGACGGCAAGAUCGAAAAGGUCGCAUCUGAUGAGUGAAAAAACCCCAAGGACGAGGGACAAGAAAGAAAGAAAUGUUCAUGAGAUAUGAGGAACGAUCACAUGCAAAAGAAGGACAGGAACAAGAACAUGAAUUUGGAGAGACAGAGAGCCAUUAGACUUUGAAACAGAAGUACUUUGUGUUAUGUGGACAAAAAGGGAAUUCAAAUUAGAGUCGAGGAAUGCAAUCAUUGCAUCAGAUAGAGGUGCUUUAUUACUGUACGGAGUAGCAUCUUCAAGGAGACAAUCAAAUACUGCAUAGGUACAGCAGCCUGAGGACAUUCUUUU